Molecule: messenger RNA, 2409 nt
Organism: Penicillium lagena
Lineage: Eukaryota; Fungi; Ascomycota; Eurotiomycetes; Eurotiales; Aspergillaceae
Exons: 6
Coding region: 1-2409 (802 amino acids)
Biological process (GO): regulation of transcription by RNA polymerase II; DNA-templated transcription
Cellular component (GO): chromatin
Molecular function (GO): zinc ion binding; DNA-binding transcription factor activity, RNA polymerase II-specific; RNA polymerase II cis-regulatory region sequence-specific DNA binding
Source: RefSeq, a predicted model, not a curated record
AUGUUCCACAACACCAGAGCCAGGUCCCGAUCGCCGUUCGUGGGAACGAAGGGCCGACGGCGACGUAAGACCUCCAAGGAAGAACGUGUGUGUCCUGUGUGUGCGCAGGCGUUCAAGAAGGCCGAGCAUCUGGCGAGGCAUCUCAGGUCGCAUACCAAGGAGAAGCCGUUUAACUGUCCCGUCUGUAAAAAGGCUUUUGCUCGACAGGACACUCUCCUGAGACACUCACGGUCUCAUUCAGCAAGCAAUGAGCCCCGCGGAGAGCCGGAAUUGCACUAUGUAUCUGCCACUCCGGGUCAUGGGAGUGAUCUGGACACGGAGCAAUUGAUUCCACAAGUCCCAAUCGCGGAACCCAUUCUACCUAUGUCUCUCCAGCUAGACUCCCGGUCGAUGGGCAAUAUGCUUGUUCCAGCCUCCCCUCCAAACAGCACCUCCUUCGACAAACAGACACCAAAUCUAUCCGGCCAUGAGGAAAGCAGCACUUGCGGUACCCAAAUCACUCCGCUUGCGUCGUUAUUUCCCUUAGAAGCAGGAGAUACCUGGAGGAAUCAGGGUAGUCCACAGCCCGCGCUCUGGGACUACCAGCUUGACCAAGAAUGGGAGACUCUACUCACCGGAGAUGACUUUGACUUGGAUGCUGUGAACCUGUCUCUGCUUCAUGCGACGUCUGAUUUUGCGCCCGAAAUUGAGUCAAUACCUGAACCGAGUAUUCUCCGGCUCCAUGAACAGUCCAUAUCGAGUAUGGACAGCGAUAUCGUCAAAGGACGGGCGAAUGCCAUUCAAAGAAAAUGGCAUACAUUCUCCGAGACUUUUUCGGGCCAGAUGACCCCUGUUGUAUCCCAAGAGGGCAGUUUCAUCGACGAACCCUGUCGCAAACGACUAGCUGAGCGCCUUCAGCCCCGUGUCCAACAUGGGAUUCUCCCUUCGACUCCGUUUCUGGAUCUUUGUAUCCAAGCCUACUUUUCCAAAUUUCACCCUCUGUUCCCUGUGGUACAUAUGCCUACCUUCCGACCCGGUAUUCAGAACUCGGUGCUUUUACUCUCCAUCUGCUCAGCAGGUAGUCUAUUUGUCGGCUCGACACGAGCGACCACGCAUGGCAUUAGCAUGUUCGAAAGGCUUAACAAAGCUAUUCUGGCCUCGUGGGAUACCUAUGUAAAGCCAGGGUCGUCAUCUCUUAUAGCUCUCCAGGCUGUUCUUAUAGCACAGACUUUUGGUCUGCUGCUGGGUGUAAGUUGGCUCUUGUCGAAACUAUAUUUCUACAGAUCUCGACCUAACGUAUUCCAGAGACCCAAAGAUCUAGCUGGAAUCGAAAUGUGGCACGGAAGUAUUGUCUCUUGGGCGCGAAGAGCAAAGCUCUUCCACCCCAAACCCUCGGGAUGCAAUAUUGUCGACUUAACAGGCGAGGCACUGGAGAAUGCAUGGAUGCACUGGAUUCAGGCAGAAGUGAAAAAGCGUAUCGUCUUGAGCCUACACAUCCAUGACGCCGAACUCGCACGACUCCAUCACCAUGAACCAUUGCUCCGACACUCACUUAAUCGACUUCCCCAAAUCUCAUCCAACGAGCUCUUCACUGCACCCAAUCCGCUCCACUGGAAAACACUCGUACUAGAAACACAAACGACACACCGCACCUCAUCAGACUAUCCGCUGCAUUCUUCCACAACCACCCAAAGCCCCAACGAUACCAUCGCCACGCCCGGCGACUUCGCCCUCUCCGGGAUGCUCGAAUCAAUCAGCGCUCUAGCCUGCGAACAGCGCGAAGCCAACACCGCCUGGCCAUCCUCACCCACCAGCACAACCAACUGCCACGACCUGCUCACAAAAUGGUACACCCAGUUCCACCGCAGUCAACAAGGCAAGCCGUCCUGGGUCUGCCUCAUGAUGCUAUGGCACUCGGUCUUCAUUCUCCUCCAUGCCGACAUCGACGCACUAGAAUGCGCCUGUGGCCGUGACGGCGCCGACGCAGCCCAGCGGCACCGUGCCUACGCGCUAUCCUGGGUGCGGUCCGCAGAUGCGAAGCGCUGUCUCUUGCACGCGCUGCUGAUCCAGAAGGACUUUGAGUCUCUGCCUGCUGGCGCAGAGUCGUCGAUCCAUGUCCCCAUGUGCUUGUACUACUGCGGCAUGGUCUGGUCGUGUUUUAUGUGCUUUGCGGGCGAUGCCGAGGCCGGAGGGGAUCCUGUCACCGUUGAAGCGGCAGAUUCGUUACAUUUCGCGGAGUUGCUGCUUCCUGGUGUUGAUGGGAUGGGCUUCUUUGCUGAUCAGACGCGUGGGUUGCUGCCCAGGCGUCUGGCUACGGGGUCGUUGUUUCGCAUUAUUGAUCUGUUGAAUCGUAUCAGUCAUUGGAAGAUUGCGCAGAGUCUGGCUUCGACGCUUUUGGCGCUGGUGGAGGAGACGCAGGAUUUAUUCUGA